AUGCUGCGCGCGGUUCUCCGCCCGGGAAGGCCGGCGCGGGCGGCGCCGGGGACUUCUCCGGCGGACGUGACGCGGCGGCGCAUCGCCGGAUGGAUCCGGGAGAUGCGGCGGCGCCGCUGGGACCCGCGGAGGGACGAGUUCUUCGUCCCGCUGCCCGAGUCGCCGGCGUUCCUCGACACCGCCACCAUGCCCAUGGUGCUCACCGCCGUCGUAACGGCUCUCUUCGUCAAAGUCCUCAUGAUGGUACGCCCUUUCUUCCUUCCUCUCCCUUCGACCGCCGAGUUCUUUCCCAUCCUCCGAUCCCUGUGGAUUCCGACGGUUCUUCUAUCUGGUUAUAAUCUCUCAUUGGUUCUCAUCCGAAGAACAGAAUCAUCUGCGGGCUCCUAAUUCGGCAUAAAAUAGUAAUACGAGAAAUAUAUUUCCGAUACAAACAUUUUACUCAGUAUGUGAAUUUAGCGGUGGUGCAUGGUUCUUCCUCACGCUGCUCCAAGCUCUCUCCUCGUGUCUCCUUUACUGUUCAAGGGGGGUACAUAAGACCAGGAAUAAAAUGAGCACCGGUGUUUUAUUAUAUACCCUUGACAUGAUAUUAUUGAUUUUCUUUCUUUUUCUCGUCUCCAUUUCCGACAUAGUUCUGGCCUAAAUAGCUGGAAUUAGGGAGCCGGAAAAAAAAUCUUUGAAUAUGAAUUGGCGUGCUUUAUUUCGAAAGUUUGACGAACAAGGGAGGGAGCAACUUAGGGAGUCGAGGAAGUUGUGUAGAUUCUUUGAAACGAAAGUAUCAUUCGUAUUAUUAUUUAUUUACAUUAAUGAUUGAAAAAUAGUCCAUUUUAUUUCUUUUUAAAUUGCGUCUUGUAGAACAUAUUUACCUACGACUUUAUGCCUAGCGUGGGUCAGUAUUUCUUUUCGACAAGUGGGCACGUUGACUUACCAUGAGAAGACUAUUUUUGGCCCUCGUCCCUCUGCAGGUCCUCUGUCACACAUUAAUCUGCUUAAACGUGCAAUUUUUCAGACGUUAUCUAGAUUCUGGGGCAAUUUAGCUGGAACUCUUCUGUUAUUCCAUUGGCACGGAUUAAUCUGACCCGAACCUGCAAAUUCUCGGAGAUAAUCAUGAUCUUCUGUUUGAAAAUCGUUCAUGGGGUUGCUUGUUUUUCUCUGAGAUAUAUCCUGAAGCUUUAGUUUAGUGAGAGAAACUCAUCGAGUCGAUUUCCCUUGCAGGUUGAUGAAUCCAAGGAGCAGGAGAGGCUGGAGAGGAAGAUCCAGAGGGCCCCUGGUGGACAGGGCACCGUCAGGAUGCUCACCCGUGAGGAAUGGGAGGAGAUUCAGGAAGUGAGGCCUAGGACCCCCUUCGAAUCCCACCUCGCUCGCCCAAAUGCCCGCAUCAGGACCGGAGAUUCGAUGCACCUGGUGAGAUCUUGGCCUCAAUCCUCUCCCGGGUAUUUCCAAAAAUAGGAAAAAAUAAAGAAUAAAAGAUGCAAUAAAUUUGAAAUGGGGCCUUCAUCGUUUCAUGCUAAUUUUUUGAUUAUUGAUUAUAUUCAUACUUCUUUUUAGUAAAUUCUGUUCUUCCAAUAGACUCUUGGGAUCCCGGUCAGGGCUAGAUCAGUAAGCCCAUGGUUAAAACUUUGCUCGUCCAGCAAGGGACCCUGACCCUCCACCUGACAUCUGACUCAGCAGCCACAUUGGGAAUCCUAUCCACACAGCAUGGCCGCUUGGAUUAGCUAAAAUGGCUUUCUUCUGAUCUCCUACAGGAAGAUGUGAAGGACUGGACCAUUGAUGUUCUCUCUGACGCAGUCACAAGGGCCCAAGAAUGCGCCAAGAGCAGGUGA
Spirodela intermedia is the source of this 1820-nucleotide messenger RNA. Lineage: Eukaryota; Viridiplantae; Streptophyta; Magnoliopsida; Alismatales; Araceae. The record is from the annotation of a GenBank genome assembly.